Molecule: messenger RNA, 2006 nt
Organism: Amblyraja radiata (thorny skate)
Lineage: Eukaryota; Metazoa; Chordata; Chondrichthyes; Rajiformes; Rajidae
Product: E3 ubiquitin-protein ligase SIAH2
Exons: 2
Coding region: 69-755 (228 amino acids)
Biological process (GO): proteasome-mediated ubiquitin-dependent protein catabolic process; multicellular organism development
Cellular component (GO): cytoplasm
Molecular function (GO): ubiquitin conjugating enzyme binding; ubiquitin protein ligase activity
Source: RefSeq, a predicted model, not a curated record
UCCCCCCCCUCCCCCUGCCCGCUUCUCGUGGAUCGGAGUCCGCUCCUUGCAACCCGUGGCAGGUGGCGAUGCUAUUCUUCUCCCACUGCCUCGGCUUUGUAUUAGACUUUGUGCACUUCAGGUACCAGUACUGCAAGGCGAGAUCCGCUUUCUCGGCCGCUGUCCAACUUGUGUGUGUCGUGAGACCGACCCCGAGCGUGACGCAUCUGCCGUCCCGAACCCCUCUCUCGCUGCACCGGGAGGUGGUGCCCAGUGCGGAGGACCUCUCUGAGAAGCGCCUGUUGGCCUGCCCGUGCCCUGGAGCGUCCUGCAAGUGGGAGGGACCCCUGGAGGCUAUCCUGCCGCACCUGGCCGCCAGCCACCACAGCGUGGUCCGGCUACGGGGAGAGAGCGUGGUCUUCCUGGCCACCAACGUUCACCUCCCGGGGUCGGCGGGCUGGGUGACGGUCCAGUCCUGCCUCGGACACCACUUUGUGCUGGUGCUGGAGAAGCAGGUGCGGCAGGAGGGACACCAGCGGUUCCUGGCCUUCGUGCUGCUGCUCGGGACGUCCAGGCAAGCCCAGGGCUUCUCCUAUCGGCUGCUGCUGAACGGGAAGCGGCGGAGACUCAGCUGGGAGGCCACCCCACGAGGAGUGGCCGAGGGACCAGCCUCGAGCAGUCUCAGCACCGACAGCCUGGUCUUUGACACGGUGAUGGCCCAAACCUUCACAAACAAUGGGAGUCUCGCCAUCAAAGUCACAAUAUCCUCCUCCUGACAGUCUGGAGCCUCCACUGCCUCUUCUACUCACAUUCCACAGCUUUCCUGAACUGAAACAUUUUAUAGCUAGCCCCUCAACCAACUUCCUUUUUCUGUGAAUCAAUCUUGUGUCCUUUGUCCCACUGCUCUAGGGAAAGCACUGCCAAAGUUCCUGGCCCGUGCAUCAACACUGCAGAUGUUUAUCAGCUCCUUAGGCAAGGCUGCCGUCUGAAGCACUGAUGUCCACAACGUGGAAAAUGUCCCGAGCUCCAAAAUAUUGUCUCUGUGUAUUCUGGCAGUAAGAGGUUAUUGCUUUAGAAAAGUUAUUGUAAGUGCCAGAGCAUUUUAGUUGAUCUUUGGGUGGUGGGCGAUACUGGUUAGAUAAACAUUUGCAGUCAUCCCGGAUUGCUCCCAUGAGAGUUGUGGCGUCAUGGAGUUUUGCAGCAAAGAACCAGGCCUUUCUACCCACCAUGUAUAAGCUGACUGUGGCACCCAUCUACACUAAUCCCACCGACCUGGCAUAGGUUUAUAGCCUUCUAUGCCUUGGCAACUCAAGUGAUUGUCACAUUGUUUUUGAGUGUAGUGGGAGCACCUUUCUCGACCGCCUCACAAGCCGUGCAUUCUGGGUUUUAAUCACACUCAGGUUUCUUCUAAACCUCCUCAAUUUUAUCUUAAAACUGAAUCCUUUUGGCUUGGACACCUACGCCAUGGGAAGAAGAUUCUUACUCUCUUAUCUAUCUAUUCCCUUCAUCAUUUUGUACAUCCCUAUCAAGUCACCCCUCAGCCUCCUCUGCUCCAAGGAAAACAAAUUCAGUUUCUCAAAUCUCCUUAUCACUGAAGCACUCCAAUCCAGGCAACAUCCAUGUGAAUCUUUUCUGCAUCCUCCCCUGCACAUCCUUCCCAUGGUUAGGGACAUAACACCAUGAUGGGACUGUGGUCACACUGAGUCUCCACAGGGUGAGAUGGGCAGUUUUUCUCUUCUGAGAGAUAGGUGAACUGGAUGGAGUUUUGACAAUCCAACAAUGCCAGCAGCAAUACUCGUUUAAACAUUUAAUUAGCUACAUUUAAUCACCACAUCCUGAAUAUACCUAUGUUGACUGCUUAAGAAAAGAAGGCAAAUCAUUCCAGCAAAUUUGUUAAAUAGCCCAUACAAAAUUUGUAAUUCUAGACCCCACCAGAUUGUUGGGUACAUGUGGUACACCUUGACUGACCAGUGGUGUACAAUUUCACCUAACUCACAAUUUCCCCAAUGUUUAAUUCAAACAACAAU